CAAUAGAAAACUACGGGCCACUUGAUGGUAAUAAGUCUACGGUGUGUGAAGAAGUGGUUUUAGUUUAGCGAUAAACCUCGAAGAAGGAGGAUGGUGAUUUUACAGAUUUAUUUUUGGUCUACGUCAAAAAACCAAAGAAGUUUUUAUUUAAAUAAAUAAUUUAUUAUUUUUAAAUAUAAGUAAAUAAUAAAUGUAUUGAUAUAUUUAUAUAUAUUUAUAUAUUUGUUUUGACGUUUAGUGUGACAGCAAGGUUGUAUAAAUAGCACGUGGUAUUUGUAAUUGAAAUAAUUGUGUUAUUAAAAUUUGAAUUUAUAAAAUUUAAAUAGCCCGCGUAAAUGGUAACUGCGUGUUGGCAAGACUGUCGGAAAAUUCGGAAAGUGAACAGGUGUUUUUUGAAUGGAUUUACACACGGAUAAUAACACUAAUACAUUUACUAAAAUCCAAUACUCGAGUCGUCUAUAUGCAUCAGCUUAAACACAAAUACAGACAAAGACACCGAGCUGAGUACUGAGUGUUGAGAAAAAAAAUACGAGUUGGUUUAAAUUGUUUAGUUUUAUUAAUUAUAACCAGCAAAGACUGUCGUUUUAUUUAAACACUACCCGCAUCAUGAGAGUUAUAAUUAUGGAGUUAUUGUCAGUUAACUGAAUAAAUAGUUUACAAUAACAGAUUCGUGAUGAACCGGUGGGCAAGUGAAAGCAGUAAGGUCGUGUUAUGAGGACAAGAAGGAAGAGAAAGAAGAGGUGGUAAUAAAGCCCUGGUCAUCGUCAUUGUCAAGGACGUUGGGAAAAAAAAAAUCAAUAUAGUGAUUAAUUAUAAAAAAUGCCUCAUCAAUUCGGUCUACCAGCAAUGGCACAUGGUAUGCAAUCGCCACCCUCGCCGACAGCUGUUAUGUCGGCGUACCCACGUUACAGCUCAACAGUUUACCGUGCAGAUCAUCAAGAUCAGCGGCUAACACGCGAGGCCAUGGAACGUUAUCUCCGUGAUCGCAGUGACAUGGUCAUCGUUAUUCUCCAUGCCAAAGUUGCUCAAAAAUCAUACGGUAACGAGAAACGUUUUUUCUGUCCGCCACCUUGUAUAUAUCUCUUUGGAGAUGGCUGGAGAAUGCGCCAGGAACAAAUGCUCAGAGAGGGUGAGAGUGAACAGUCGGCUCAACUUUGCGCUUUCAUUGGAAUUGGUAAUUCUGAUCAGGACAUGCAGCAACUGGAUCUCAAUAAUGGCAAGCAGUAUUGCGCUGCUAAAACACUUUACAUAUCAGACUCGGACAAGAGGAAGCAUUUUAUGCUGUCGGUUAAAAUGUUCUACGGCAGUGGACACGACAUUGGUGUUUUCCACAGUAAAAGAAUAAAAGUUAUUUCGAAACCGUCGAAGAAAAAACAGUCAUUAAAAAAUGCUGAUCUGUGUAUUGCGAGUGGUACCAAGGUUGCGCUGUUUAAUCGACUACGCUCGCAAACUGUCAGCACCCGUUAUCUACACGUGGAAAAUGGUAAUUUUCACGCAAGCUCAACUCAGUGGGGUGCGUUUACGAUCCAUUUGCUGGAUGACAAUGAGAGCGAGUCUGAGGAGUUUCAAGUUCGUGAUGGAUACGUCCAUUAUGGGAGUACUGUUAAGCUCGUCUGCUCGGUUACGGGCAUGGCAUUACCACGUCUAGUUAUUAGGAAGGUAGAUAAACAAAUGGCGAGUCUCGAGGCUGAUGAUCCGGUAUCGCAACUCCACAAAUGCGCGUUUUACAUGAAAGAUACCGAUCAUAUGUACUUGUGUCUAUCUCAGGAACGUAUCAUUCAGUUCCAAGCUACGCCUUGCCCUAAAGAAGCUAAUAAAGAAAUGAUAAAUGACGGCGCGUGUUGGACGAUUAUCAGCACUGAUAAAGCUGAGUAUCAAUUUUUUGAAGGAAUGGGUCCUGUACGGUCACCAGUAACUCCGGUCCCACUUGUCCACAGUCUUCAUUUAAAUGGUGGCGGGGAUGUUGCAAUGCUUGAGCUGAAAGGUGAUAAUUUUACGCCAAAUUUACAGGUUUGGUUUGGCGACGUUGAGGCUGAGACAAUGUACAGGUGCCAGGAAAUAAUGCUGUGCGUUGUACCUGACAUUUCUCUAUUUCGCGGCGAGUGGCUGUGGGUACGGCAGCCCACACAAGUACCCGUUUCUCUUGUCCGCAAUGACGGAAUUAUUUAUGCCACUGGUUUGACCUUCACGUAUACGCCGGAACCUGGACCAAGGCCGCACUGUCCACCGGCUGAUGAAAUAAUGAGAGCGCCUAGAGCGAUGCCGCAUCAUAAUCAAGCGAGCAUGCCACCAGCUAUUGCUGACGUACCCUGGAAUUCGCACCAUCCACCAACUCAACCAGGUCUUUGAUACUCCGAUCCAAAUUAUAAUUACGGGGACAAUCAAUCCGAAUCCAUAUCAAACUUAUCCGUCGAGGAGUACAACACAGAAGUAAACAAUCAUAAUCAUAAUCAUAAUAAUUCUUGCCUUGAUGAACAACGAACUGCUGAUGUCGAAUUUCAGGAUCAACAACAGUGUAAUUAUCGCGAACGAUCGCGUUGAGCUUAAAAUUUAUAAUUUAUUUAAUCUAGUGAUAAAUGUGAACAAUUAUAAUAUAAAUUUAAUAAAUAUGUGUGUAAUAAUUUAUGAUAGUAUGAGUAAAAAUACUAUAGUCGAACAAAAAUAUUAAAAGAUAUUAUUGAUUGUGUGUAUAAAGAACUUGUGGAUUUUUUAUAUAAUUUUAAAUUUUAAAUGUGUAAAAUAACAGUGAACUUUUUUUUUAUGAAAACAUCACUUUCAGGUACACAGAAAAAAAAGAUUUCUUGAUUCAAAAAAUUUUUA
Microplitis mediator is the source of this 2820-nucleotide messenger RNA. RefSeq names its product suppressor of hairless protein (gene Su(H)). The coding region runs from base 820 to 2349 and encodes 509 amino acids. Lineage: Eukaryota; Metazoa; Arthropoda; Insecta; Hymenoptera; Braconidae. The transcript is spliced from 2 exons. Gene Ontology annotation, molecular function: RNA polymerase II cis-regulatory region sequence-specific DNA binding; DNA-binding transcription activator activity, RNA polymerase II-specific. Gene Ontology annotation, cellular component: nucleus. The record is from RefSeq and is a predicted model, not a curated record. Gene Ontology annotation, biological process: regulation of transcription by RNA polymerase II.